ACUUCUGUAAAUCACCUUUUACCAAAGGAGUUCUCGGCCAUCUGUUUUAAGAGUUGUUAUUUAUCAUGCUACUCUUCCCGCACCACACCACUGAGGAUACUGCUGUUCUCUUUAAGUUUUUUAUUUAAGAGCUACCUUUUGUGGUCUGAUUCUGUCUGGACCAUCCUGAGGAGGAAGAAUCUCGGAAUGUUAGCAAACCAGUUAGCUAUCUAUCUGGAGUUUUUGGGCAACGUUAAGAUAUCCUUUCAAGGACAGGAAUGACUACAGGAUCACUUCUCAUGUGGAAAAGGCACCAGCAUUGCUUUUGAAAUGCCUAGAAAUACCAAAAGAGCAAAUAAACACUCAGCGAUGCAAAGGAUACAAAGAAUGGAGUCAAAACCCUCCAGAAUUCCUCGAAGGAUAUCUGUUCAGGCUUCCAGCUCUUCACUAGGAUCUAGAACAUUGACUGGAAACAGUUUAGCCGGUGCAUAUAGUGCAAGAGAAUCUUCACGGAGAUUAGAAUCUGGAUACCAGGAAUCCAGUGUAUUGAAUAGUUCCAGUAGAGACUGGGGAAUUGGAGAAAGAGACACCCAUGAAACUCCUUGGAAGCUUACAACGUCCUCUCCAACACGCUACUCAGGGACACUUGAUCAUCCACAUUCUGGAAGAUUUUUGGGAAGCAGAAGCAGAUUGUCUACAUCUUCUUCCUCUCAUUUUACAUCUGGGUGUUAUGGUGAGUCUGAGAGAACUCAGGGAGCAUAUUCAAGACUGCAUAGCCAGCAGCGAGAUAGUGAUUCAAAGAGACCCAAGCUAUCCUGUACAUCUACCUCUUCUGUGAGAAGUAAUGGCUUGACUGCCUUUUCAGAUUCCUCUUGGAGGUACAGUAGGAUUCCUAGAUCUUCAUCAGUGAUGCUUGGUUCCCUUGGAACUGAGCUGGUGAGAGAGCGAAGAGAGUUAGAAAGAAGAACAGAUCUGUCGGUUAAUAACCUGGUGGAUCACAGCUACAGAAACAGUGACUUUUCAUCUUCAACAUAUCUUCAAGACAGGCCUGCCUCUUCAUAUGCAGAGGGAGCAAGACCAAAAGAGAACUCGUUAAGCACUUUGAGGCUGAAUGCAUCCAUGAACCGCCAGUUGCCUUCUGAUCAUCAGCCAUCUUUUUUCAACAGAGACUCUAACAUGAGCUCUUCAAGAUCCAGCUAUUCUUCAAGACAAAGGAGAAAUGAAUUGGAAUCUCCCCAGAGGAACAUGCAGCCAGCAUUUUCUCUUUCUGCCAUUAGAGAUGAAACUCCUUCCUCAAGUGGUUCUGAAAGGGUUUUAUCUUCUCAGAGGUCAUUGAAUGAGCCUGCAGCUGACAGUGAAGGGAGGCGCACAACCAGACAGCUGCUGUCUCGUUUAGCAUCUAGUAUGUCAUCUACAUUUUUCUCUCGAAGGUCUAGCCAAGACUCAUUGCAUACAAGAUCAUUAGGCUCUGAAGAGUCAACGGUGGUCCCAAGAGUUCAGGCAUCUACUCUGUCAAGCAGUAAUGGAGCUGCAACUUCGGAAGUUCCAGGACUUCAGACAUCUGAAGCUUCUCAGGGAUUUAGUUUUCUUAGACGAAGAUGGGGUUUAUCAGGAGUUUCACAAAAUCAUAACUCUGAUUCAGAUGGGGAAAGUUACAGACCAGACUCUGAAAGUAGGAGCACAGGAUCCUGGUUAUCAUCAUCUUUGAGGAACAGAUGUACACCUCUCUUUUCCAGAAGAAGAAGAGAAGGAAGAGAUGAAUCCACAAGGAUCUCUACCUCUGAUACAACUGCCAGAUCACAACAUGUCUUCAGAAGAAGAGAGUCAGCUACUGCCUCCCCACCAGAUUCAGCCCACAGUAGGAGAAGUUCUGGAAUUCUGCCUGGUUCUCUCUUUCGCUUUGCAGUGCCUCCAACAUUAGGAAACAGUCUGUCUGACAAUCUUAUGAUAACUGUAGAUAUUAUUCCCUCUGGCUGGAAUCAGUCUGAUGGACAAGAAAGUGGCAAGUCUAAAAUAACACCUUCAAGAGAUCCGGAAAGACUCCAGAAAAUUAAAGAGAGCCUGCUUUUAGAAGAUUCUGAAGAUGAAGAGGGUGACUUAUGCAGAAUCUGUCAGAUGUCCUCUGCAAGUUCUGACAACCUUUUAAUAGAGCCAUGCAAAUGCACUGGAAGUCUGCAGUAUGUUCACCAGGAGUGCAUGAAAAAAUGGCUGCAGUCCAAGAUUAAUUCAGGUUCUUCUUUGGAAGCCGUAACAACUUGUGAACUGUGCAAGGAGAAGUUGCAUCUGAAUCUGGAAGACUUUGACAUUCAUGAACUCUAUAGGGCACAUGCAAAUGAACAAGCAGACUAUGAAUUUAUCAGCUCUGGUCUCUACCUUGUAGUGUUGUUACACUUAUGUGAGCAGCGCUUUUCUGAUAUGCUAGGAACUGCAAGUGAGGCCAGUACACGUGUCAGGCUUCUGAGGAUGAUUCUGAAGACUAAUGCUGGUAGAACUUUCAUACUGCAAGAGACAAAUGGAAUUGCUGCAGAAAUGUUGAACUGGCAAGAACAACAUCAACAUGCAUUUGUUUUUUUCCUCUCCUUAGUAAAAAGCGCAUUGAAUAUUACUGUAGUUUUUGAAGCAUUGUUGAAUUCAAAAUCAACUGCUGCACAGUGGAACUCAGUGGACUUGAGAACUACUCAGCAUGUGCGAGGAUUAGAUACAUGUAAAGCAACUUCCCUUUUUAAAUGAGGAGGAUGAUGUGCUUUGUUUUGGAAGACAUCAGAUUUUGAAUAUUUAAGGAAGCUAUUCUCUCCCUUUAUGUUUCCUUCUUACUGUAGUCAGAUUUCUGGUUUUGUCUAUCGAGUUUUGCUCCUCUACUGGCACUAAGUGGUUAUAGUGGGUUUCAGGG
Messenger RNA from Gymnogyps californianus (California condor), 2869 nucleotides. RefSeq names its product membrane associated ring-CH-type finger 7 (gene MARCHF7). Gene Ontology annotation, molecular function: zinc ion binding; ubiquitin binding; ubiquitin conjugating enzyme binding. Gene Ontology annotation, biological process: protein autoubiquitination. Gene Ontology annotation, cellular component: nucleus. The coding region runs from base 310 to 2709 and encodes 799 amino acids. Lineage: Eukaryota; Metazoa; Chordata; Aves; Accipitriformes; Cathartidae. The record is from RefSeq and is a predicted model, not a curated record. The transcript has 11 exons.